This is a messenger RNA of Petromyzon marinus (sea lamprey), 2045 nucleotides long. Its product is annotated as solute carrier family 2, facilitated glucose transporter member 9-like. Gene Ontology annotation, cellular component: plasma membrane. Gene Ontology annotation, molecular function: D-glucose transmembrane transporter activity. Lineage: Eukaryota; Metazoa; Chordata; Hyperoartia; Petromyzontiformes; Petromyzontidae. The record is from RefSeq and is a predicted model, not a curated record. Gene Ontology annotation, biological process: dehydroascorbic acid transport.
GCAAGAAAAACCAAGCGCCCGAGGAGAAUGAGAUGAGCUUCAGAGAGACUGAGAGGCAUUUAAAGCGAAACACAAAGACGGAGAGGUCGAGGUAAAGAAGUGAGCGUUUGUCACGUCGCAGAGGGGUGGAGUGGGGAAGUCGUCGGUUGGCUGCUCAGUCAGGAACGCCGGGGAGACUGAGAGCUGUUCGCAGCCUGUGGAGAGAUGCAGCCAGCGGAGCUCAGCAGGACGCCGUCCGUGCGCCUGCUGCUCAUGGCGUUCGCUGCGGGGAUUGGAGGCAGUUUCCAGUGCGGGUUCAACUUCUCCUUAAUCAACGUCCCCACAAAGGAGGUGCAGGCGUUCAUCAACAGCACGUGGCAGGCGCGAUACGCACAGCCCGUGAGCGACAGCACGCUCACGCUGCUGUGGGCGGUCAUCGCCUCGGUGUUUGCCGUGGGCGGGCUCGUGGGGGCUCUCGUGGCCAGGCCCAUGGCGCUGCUCAUGGGGAGGAAGGCCGGUCUCCUCGCUAACAACGCGUUCGCCAUAAUCGCCGCCCUGCUCAUGGGGGUGAGCGAGGUGGCCACCUCGUUCGAGCUCAUCAUCAUCGGCCGAUUUCUCAUCGGGGUGAACUGUGGAGCGGGCCUCAGCCUGCACCCCAUGUACCUGGCGGAGAGCGCCCCCCAGCACCAGAGGGGGGCCCUGGCCAUGACCACGUCGAUGUUCCUGACGGUCGGCAUUCUGGUCGGACAGAUCAUGGGCCUGAGGCAGGUGCUGGGUGGGAGCCCCCUCUGGCCCGUAGUGCUGGCGCUGCCUGCUCUCCCUGCCAUCGUCCAGCUCCUCGUACUGCCCUGGUUUCCCGAGAGCCCCAGAUACCUCCUCAUCACCCGCAAGAAGCUGAAGGAGGCGCUCAAAGCCCUCCGCUGGCUCCGAGGGCGCUCCGUGAGCCUGCAGAGCGUGAAGCUGGAGCUGGAGGCGAUGAGCGCCGAGCAGAGCCACGCGGCGUCGGGCGUCGCGCGCACCGGGAUGCUGGGGGUGCUGCGCGAGCGCUCCACCCGCCGGCAGCUCGUCGUGGUGGUGACGCUCAACAUCACCCAGCAGCUGAGCGGCAUCAACGCGAUCUACUUCUACUCCACCUACAUCUUCAAAGAGGCAGAGAUCACAGAGGAGCACAUUCCCUACGUGACACUGGGAACCGGAGUGGCGGAAAUCCUGACGGCCGUGACCUGCGGAAUGAUCAUUGAUUGGCUGGGACGUCGCCCCCUGCUGAUCGCUGGCUACUCCCUCAUGGGCCUGUGCUGCAUUCUGAUCACCAUUGGACUGGCGUUACAGAUGCGCAUCCCGGCUCUGUCGUACUUCAGCAUCGCCAUCGUAUUUGCCUACAUCCUGAGCUUCGGAAUCGGACCUGGUGGCAUCCUGAACGUCCUGCCGGCUGAGCUCUUCUCCCAUCAUGCGCGCCCCACCGCCUACUCCAUCGGCGGAUGCGUCAACUGGUUGAGCUUCUUCGUCAUCGGCAUCGUCUUCCCCUUCCUUGUGAGGGCUACAGGGCCCUACUGCUUCCUCCUGUUCCUGGCGAACAGCGUGGCCGGCGUGCUGCUCGUCUGCUGCCUCCUCCCGGAGACCAAGAACUGCUCCUUCCUGGAAGUGUCGGAACUCUUUGCCGCGAGGAGGAGCGGCUGCUACGGGACGCAGGGCACUGCAGCAACGAGCGGCGAUUAGCAGAGCGGGGUCACAUUUUUACAUCUUGCCGAGGUCGCCUCGACCUUACAUAAAUGAGGGCGGCUCGGGACACGAUGCUGUGGCCGCACCUCCCGCCCCCUCCCCCCAUUCCUGCCCUGUGGCCGGUCUUAAGUAGUCGCACGCGGACAGCACGCGGACAGCUCGCGGACAGCGCGUGUCCGUCUCGACAGCGGCCCGCUGGCUCGGGAGGUCGGAGCGCUGAGCCGGCGCUGUUGAGAAUCCUGGGUUUACACCCAGGUGGCAUCCACUUGCCCUAAAAGCGCAUCGUUAAGUCACUCUGCGAUAACAAAAAAUCAAAUAAAUUUUAAAAAAACAUCUCAAGGCAUUGA